AUGCCUUUUGUCACAGUGUGGCAGGCAUCAUUUAUUGUUAGUGAAAUAGCGAAACGCGUUUUAGAAAAACAUGAUAUGGAAGAUUAUCCUUCAAGCGACGGGGUAGAGAAGAAUGUUUCACCAAAUAAAGAAGUGCAACCCAAAGGGAAAGGUCCGACGAUGAAGAGUUAUGACAAGGAACCAGUUCAAGGGCGGAUGCGAUCAUGUGGUCCUCCGCAAAUACUUGGGGUGGAGACACCUCCUUGGAGCCAUCCCCUGCCUAGCCAUCUCCCGCCGAUGUUCCAUCCCAGCCCAUCAGGGAGACACUUUAGGAUGGAAACACCAAGGGUGCGGUCUCCUGCCUCCAACACCCGGUCAACUUACCCUCCGAUAAAUGUUCUGCCAGAUGCUACAUGGACAAAUACCGACAGGGACCAAAGAAAUGUUGUACCUACGAUACCAAUUCCAAAUGUUUAUAAUCCCAUGAUGGCGCUUAGGGCAUGGUAUCUUGCCUCCAGUAACUGGCCAGCACCCUUACCGAUGAACAUGAGGCCAAUGAACACAAUGUCGAUGAUUAUGAUGCCGAUGAACAUGAUGUCUCCAUAUCCUGGUUAUUCUUUGGGGCCGUCAUUAGGAGUAGCACCAUGCCAACGGCCUCUUGUCCUCAACAACUGGCAGACUCCCACACCAAUUAACAUUGUACCCAACAUAUGGCCAACUACCAACAUGGGUCACAUGGACCAAGCAAACGGUGUACUUGUGGUGCAGAAUCCAAGUGCUGGCAAUCUUUUGAGGUCUAUGCCAGGAGUUGCGCCACGACCUCUGCCCUCUACUUCCAAUACCUGGCUAUCUCCUUCACCAAUGAACGUUGUACCCAACACAUGUCCAAAUGCCAUCAUGGAUUACACGGGCCAAGCAAACGGUAUACCUACAUUGCAGAAUCCUAAUGCUGGCAAUGUUAUGGGGCCUAUGUCAGGAAUGGCGCAUUGGCUACCUCCCUCUGUUUCCAACACCUGGCUAACUCCUUUAUCAAUGAACACUGUACCCAACACAUGGCCAAAUACCGAGAUUUGUUACACGGGUCAACGAAACUGUGUACCUGCGGCACAGAAUGCACACCCUAGUAGUGCCAUAGGACCCCACGUACCAGUCUCGGUACAAGUUCAGCAUUUAUUGCCAUACCCGACAGAGGCAGGGAGCGACAGCAUUAGGUCAGCGUCUGUUGCCAUUUGUGUUGCCAGCUCAUGCUUGUUCAAAAUGGAGGAUGUAGAGAUGUAUUCUGACCAUUUGCUUUUUAACAAGCGUCAACUAGGACCGAUUGGCCAAUACACAGUGACUACACCAUAUGUAAUUGCACUGGUGGUUGCUAAAUUUCUUCAUACAUUUGGUUUAUUUGUGACAUAUGAGCAGCUGAAAGUCAUUCAUGUUGUUCAAUUCUUAUUUGUUGUUAGGCUUUGCACUACUGUUGUCCUCGUUAUAUUACAAAGACCUGUGUCAUCAGGAAAAAAAAUUACUUCCAAUCAGUGGUACAAGAUUGGUAAACAUGCUUUAGUAUCAACUAUAAUAGGUCUGAUAUGGCUCGAAGGACUUACCCUUUGUGGUGCUUUAAGAACUGUUUUACUCUAUGAACAUAGUGAUGCUGUGGUAUUGGCAGCAUUAGGAGUUCUUUUUCAUUCUGGUGGUACUGGCCCAUCAAAGGUCAGAGGAUCAUUACUGUUUUUAUUAGGAAUUUUGUGUCUUCUACUGUUUGAUAACGAUUCUCCAAGUUUGAGCCAUCCGGAGGGUCAUCACAAAAGCCAGUGGAUUCAUUGGUACUAUCAAGUCUUGUCUUGGCUAGGUUUACCAGAUCACAAGGGUGGCCUGAUUCUUUUAGUUCUUGUUCUUUUGUUUAAAAUUGCUCACAAGAAUGUUUCAAGAACUUUAGCAGUUGAGAUUGGAGGUGCCAAAAGACUAGCUGCUCUUUCAAGUUGUGUUUCAACUGUGCUUCUUCUUCCUUUGGCUCUGUUAUCAAAUUUUACUCAAACAACAGAUGUUGACUGGCUUGAAGCAAUAAUUCCUCUGGCUGUGGUCAUUUUUGUUGUAUUCAUUUUUGACUUCUACAUUGAGUCUUUCUGUGUGGCAAAACUGGAGUCACUUAGGACGGGAAAGAUAGGCUCCAUAGCUUCAUUCUUAUCAGCUGUGAUCAUAGCAUUGUUGUGGGAUAAGCCAUGGGUGUGGAGCAUGCAUGAAUGGCACCACGGCAAACAAUCUGAACCACAUCUAGUAUCAGCUGGAACACUUUUUGCUGCUUUCUUCUUUGUGCUGGCUACAAGGUUAUUGUCAAGGCCAUCUCCUCGUAUGACUAAAGGAAAUCUGAUUGGUUACACAACUGGUGGCUUGCCAAUCUAUAACUUCCAAACACCACAGUCAGUACUGACGACAGUGCAAAGUCUUUUGAGACAAAUUGUGGAGCAGUCAGAAUCUAGGCAGAUAUUUUACUUCCUUUGUCUCAAUCUGCUGUUCACAGGAAUAGAGCUGUUGUAUGGUGCCUGGACCAACAGCCUUGGUCUGAUAUCAGAUGGUUUCCAUAUGCUGUUUGACUGCACUGCUCUUGUUAUUGGACUAUGUGCAGCUCUCAUGGCUAGGUGGAAAGCUUCUAGGACAUUUUCCUAUGGUUAUGGCCGUGUAGAGAUUUUAUCAGGCUUUGUCAAUGGUAUUUUCUUGGUGGUAAUCUCCUUCUUUGUUUUCAUUGCUGCAAUUCAGCGUCUGUUUGAUCCUCCAACAGUCAGCACUGAAAGAUUAUUAGUUGUUUCUGUUGGAGGACUUGUGGUAAAUUUGGUUGGUAUAUUUGCGUUCAGACAUGCGCACUCACAUGGUAGCAGUUCACACGGUCACAGUCACCAUGGCCAUGGUGGCCAUGGUAGCCAUGGGCACAGUCAUGGACACCAUGGUCACAGUCAUGGACACGGGCACGCCCAUGAUGAACAUCAUGAUCGUAGUGUAAACAUGCAAGGUGUAUUUCUUCACGUUGUCGCUGAUACCAUGGGAAGUGUAGGAGUCAUAGUGUCCUCUGUGCUCAUUGAACAAUUUGGAUUCUUUAUUGCUGAUCCUCUUUGUUCGUUAUUCAUCGCAGUUUUGAUUUUCCUCAGUGUCCUUCCUCUCCUACAGGAGUCCUCACAAGUGUUAUUAUUAAGAACACCAGGAGACUUGGACAAAACUCUAGGCAGUGCUUUUAAUAAGAUUUUAUCACUGGACGGUGUUUUGUCGUACCGUGAUCCUCAUUUCUGGAGACACUCAUCUGAUUCCAUAGUUGGCGUCAUUCAUGUACAAGUAGCUCCGUCAGCAAACGAACAGAGGAUUAUUCAGCAGGUCAGCGCGCUUUUCAAAGAAUACGGUAUCAAUAAAUUUAGUGUUCAAGUGGAAAAAGAAGCUUUCUUCCAUCAUAUGUCGGCCUUGUCUGCUGGAUACAAAUCUGUGUUAGCCCUGAAGCAGGGUGCUGAUAUGGGAUUGUCCUCCUCUGGUGGAGAAUUUGACUACGGUGUGAUAAAAGCCGUUUGACGAAUGAUGUAAUUUAUAGUU
Messenger RNA from Pocillopora damicornis (cauliflower coral), 3537 nucleotides. RefSeq names its product proton-coupled zinc antiporter SLC30A5-like. Gene Ontology annotation, cellular component: cytoplasmic vesicle; Golgi apparatus; membrane. Gene Ontology annotation, biological process: intracellular zinc ion homeostasis; zinc ion import into Golgi lumen. Lineage: Eukaryota; Metazoa; Cnidaria; Anthozoa; Scleractinia; Pocilloporidae. The record is from RefSeq and is a predicted model, not a curated record. Gene Ontology annotation, molecular function: zinc ion transmembrane transporter activity.